This is a messenger RNA of Phytophthora nicotianae INRA-310, 501 nucleotides long. RefSeq lists its product as hypothetical. Lineage: Eukaryota; Oomycota; Peronosporomycetes; Peronosporales; Peronosporaceae. The record is from RefSeq and is a predicted model, not a curated record. The transcript is spliced from 2 exons. The coding region runs from base 1 to 501 and encodes 166 amino acids.
AUGGAAGCCCUUACUCAGCCUUUCUCUUACCUGUACAUUGUGCAACUGAAAUCGCUUGCUCCUUUCAAGAUCGUCGUUAUAGAUACAAGUGACAGGACCUCCAUCCUCGAGGCAACUCGUCAACUGGAGGGACAAGCGAUCGACAUGCUCAUCAACAACGCCGGUAUUGGUAUCCCCAGCAAUUUCGAGACUCGCACGAAGGACGUGCUCAUUAACCAGUUCGAAGUGAAUGCCGCCGGGCUAUCCGUCGUUACGCGUCCGUUGCUGCCCAAUUUGCAGCUUUCAUCGAAAACCAACGGCGGCGCCUCCGUUGUGCAGCUCUCGUCAAACCUCGGAACGCUUAUCAUGGUCACUCGGUCUCUAGCGUUCGACCUGCAGCCAAGCGGCAUCGUUAUCGUGUUGGUGCACCCUGGAUACAUGGACACCGAUGUGACCCAGGGAAAGACCACGCUGAAGCCCGAGGACAGCGUGAUGGUCAUGGCCAGUAUAGCUAAACCGUGA